CCUGGACCUGUGCAAAUCAGAAGAUCGCAUCACUUCAAACUAUCAAUCGCGCGCGACACCUCUCAUUCCAUCCUAGCUCAUCACGAGCUCAAGCCUAGAAUACCAACUCCCACUAAGCACACAAUUCUCCCUCUUCGACAAUUACUGGUGAUAAUGGUCCGCAUCAAACACCGCUACCUCCUCCUCGACAUCCUUUACCCGGACCCCGCGACCUGGCCUCGAAAACCUUCAACGUCCACCUCCUCCACACAAGCCCAACUCCAGAUCCACGCGCCCACCUCCGACGCCCUGACCCCGAGUCUUCUGGCCAAGCUGGUCCGCGAACAAGUCGCCGAGUUAUUUGGUGAUUGGGGCGUAGGCCGGCUGGGUGGUGCUGGGGCGGGGGGUGUUAGUGUCAAAUACCUCUCCCCUGCAACAUCUACCGCCAUCAUCCGAUGUCCCCGUGCCUCAUUCCGGUUGGUCUGGAUGGCCUUGACGUGUUUGGAGGUUGUGCCGGAGUACGCGGCCUCGCGGAAUGCCGCGAUGACGAGGCGGUGCGUUUUCCGCGUCAUCAGGGUGUCCGGGACUAUGCGGAAAGCGGAGGAGGAGGCGAUUCGGAGGGCGAGGAGGGAGGUCCUGCGAUUAAAAGGGGGUGGGGAGGGGGAUGUGUUGGAGGGAGUUUUGGGGGGGUUGGUUGGGGGAGGUGGGUCUGUUAAGGGCGGGAAGAAGGGGGGUGGUAGUGAGGUUGAUGAUGUGGAUGUUGAUGUUAUGGAUGAGGAUUUGAGUGAUGAUGAUGAU
This is a messenger RNA of Aspergillus saccharolyticus JOP 1030-1, 777 nucleotides long. RefSeq names its product Rpp14/Pop5 family protein. The annotation marks the transcript as partial. Gene Ontology annotation, cellular component: ribonuclease P complex. Lineage: Eukaryota; Fungi; Ascomycota; Eurotiomycetes; Eurotiales; Aspergillaceae. The record is from RefSeq and is a predicted model, not a curated record. Gene Ontology annotation, biological process: tRNA 5'-leader removal. The transcript is spliced from 2 exons.